CACGAUCACAAGCUGUCGCUGCUCGAGGGCUCUACGAUUUUCCGUUUCGCCGUCUUUUUCCUGUUGCUUGAUGCUCGUAACUCCUCAACCGGUUGAGUGUGGCGGUGGCUUAUGCUGAUCGGCUGCUGUUGCUGUUGCUCGUGGGUUUUAUGCUGCUGCUGCUGCUGCUGUAGAACAACCAGCUGGCAUCAACGGUGGUGCAUAUGAUAAACGAACGAGCGUGCGGGCGCUUGGGUGUAUGAGUGUGGUGUUGUAAGUGCUGCUGCGCCGGACGGACCCUUCUGGCUGCGAUCUGAAUGCGCGGGGUUAACAGUUCCGAAACCCCGGUCCAACGGAACGGUUUCCGCCUCAGUCUGGCUCGUGCUGCUAACGACGCGCAUUGCGGACUGGUGAUCGCUGCGAAUCGUGCUGCGGGAGUUUUCGAUCAGUGCACGCGUGCCCUGGAGCACCGAUAAGUGACCGCGCCCGCCGUGGCGAACUUUAGAGUGAUAGUGUGCAAACUAAAACAAAAAAAUUAAAUAAAACAAUAGCGGUUUGUGAUUUGAUGAAUGUGCUUUCUUUCCGCCUGUUUCGGAUCGGUUGUUUUGUAAACAAAAGUGAAGUCUACUCGGGCGAACGGGCAGAUAAUUGGAUGAUAAUCGAUUGAGAAAUCGACUGAGAAGAGAAAAAAAAACGUACUAAUCGUUGGCAAACAGUGAUUGAAUCGGCGCAAAUUAACGCAUCGCCACAAAUUGAUCCCGUUUUGGGUGGUUCUCGUGCAGAGACUGACCACGCGGAAAGCAGAACAACGAGACCGGCCGUCCGCGAGAGCGCUUAUCAGGCCGGUGUUAAUUGUUUGCGCCCUCACGCGGACCAGAGAAGCACACGCCUCGGUGAAAACAUUGAGCCCGAAACGGAGUCGUGAUCUGGAAUUGCUAGUGUCAAUAGUAGAGCAAUUCGGACGUGUGAACAUUUUUUGAACUGGAUUUUUUUUUUCGUUCGAGAAGUGAUCUAUUAGGAGGUGCGGAUUGCACGCCUCAGAGAGCAGGGACUGAUAACUAGUCGGACAAACAACUCAAAAGAGGAUUGAUUACGAGCUGAAUGAUAAGCGGUGCUUUGUUGCGAAGUUUUGUUCCAAUCGACUGUACACAUUUUUGUUGUUGGAUCUGUUAGGUGAAGUUCUAUGAUAUGGAUAGAUUAAGUGAGGAAAGUGUUUGAUAGUUUGUGCCAGUGAAAUUAGCGUAAAUUCAGCACAGUUUCUGCUCGACCCCUGAUUUGAUUUGUUUCGAAGAAGAAUCGCUGCCGAUUGCUUCAAUUAUUUAAGAUGAACCAACAGUGCAAAGUGUGCGGGGAACCGGCGGCCGGAUUCCACUUCGGGGCGUUCACAUGCGAAGGGUGCAAGUCAUUCUUCGGUCGAUCCUACAACAAUCUCUCCUCGAUAUCGGAAUGCAAAAACAAUGGCGAAUGUAUUAUCAACAAAAAGAACCGAACCGCCUGUAAAGCGUGUCGACUGCGCAAGUGUCUCAUGGUUGGCAUGUCCAAAAGUGGAUCCCGGUACGGUCGUCGGUCGAACUGGUUCAAGAUCCACUGUUUGCUGCAAGAGCAGCAGCAGGCGGCUCAACAGCAAGCUGCCAACAGCCAGAAACCUGGUCAACCGCCAGUUCACGGAAUGUUCGGUCCUCCCGGUGCGUAUCCUCACGGAAUGUAUCGACCUCCGUGCACCAAGGAAGAACUUAUGCUCCUCGGGUUGGAAGAAUACAGCAAACAUCCGUCGGCUUCGCCCUCGGUGAGUUCUCCCGACAGCCACAACUCCGACAGCUCCAACGAGAUCAACGAUCGCCGGAACGCACUGCUGCGCCAGGGCAAGCUACACGAUUCGUCCUCAAUCAACAAAGAACUGUUCCUGCCACUGCCCUUCGGAGGAUUGCCACUGAUGCCCCCACCGGGCUUCCUUCCUCCGUCCCACCUGAUGUUUCCCGGAUUCCACCCGGCUCUGUAUCCGCACCAUCAGGGUCUGUUGAAACCGGCUGAUCCAACCACGAUCCUCAGCAGUUCGCCGCUUGCCAACAACAACAGUCGCUUCACACCAAAUCACAACACCAGCACUAACAACAACAACAACAAUAACAACAACAGUAGCAGUGCUCCAGCGCCAGCAGAAACCAAAUCACCGGACUCGUUCUCGAAACGGUUCUACCUGGAUGCGAUCCUCGAAUCGCAGCGGUGUCCCAGUAAUGAAACCUCUGGCAGUGCCAAGGAAGAGCCCGAACCUGAGGAGGUCGUCCCGGCAACCAUGACUCCUCCACGAUCCCCGACAGUAAUCCGUGGAACUAUACAGCAAGACAACCCUAUCGAUCUUAGCAUGAAAACUGGCAGCAGUUGCUCCUCGGAAGAUCACCGAACCUCCGUCUCCUGCGCGGAUAGUGACGACGAACAACUGGUAGUCGUUUCCAAUGAUCGCAAUUCUCCUCCCGUCGCUAACCCCCUGCUACCCAAAUACACCAACAACAACAGCCUCCCAAACAACAACAACAACCAUCACCACCACCAUCACCAGCUUCAUCACCAGUACCGCAACAAUCAUCACAUCCAGCGGCAUCAGAGUCCAUCCUCGAUGGUGCGAGGGAGCGGGAGCGAGUCGGAAAUCGAAGACACCGAAACCGAAUACGAGCGGGAGGUGAAACGAAUGAAACUACAAGGUACGACCCCGUUGGAUCUGACCACGAAAGUUUGAGUAAGCUUCGUCCUUCUAAUGCAUCACCCACGAAGACCCACCAAACAAGCAAAUAUUGUUGUUUUUGUUUCUUAUUUUAACUAACAAAUCCGUUUGUUUUGCUGAAGGGACAUUCCCUUGCCGAAGAGCAUCGAUUCUUAGCCAAUUACAAGGCUUGUGAAGAUUCAGAAGACAAGUGCUAGUGUUUCCACAACAAAAAGUUUAUUUCAAGGCAAUAUCAUUCCUCUUGUCCAAUAAAAAAACUGUAAAUAUGUUAAAAACAAAAUCAAUUCGGAGAGAGCACUGUAUGACAAUCAUAGUAGAAUGGCAUUACGCUGUAAAAAUGUAUGUAGCCAAACUGGGCCAGUUUGUAAACCAUCAAAAAAUUAUGUGCCAGUAGCGUUAUUGUAAAAAGAUGAAUAAUUUCAACCGGACAGAAUGAACCUAGAUCACGAUAGGACAAAACGGUCAGUAAAAAGUCGGUUUCCUUCUUCCGCCGAAUGGAUUCGAUAAACCAAAUUGUAACUAGAUAAGAAAACUUGUACAAGACACCCCGCCCUUUAAGAUAGAAUGUAUCACGUCAUAAGUUCAAAUAUUUAUUUUCCUCGUCGACAAUGCAAAAAAGCUUUACACCCUCUCCCCCAGUCGACACUCCUCGCUGCGUUUUGAUUGCAUUUAGGACCGGCUGCCCCUCAAACUACUGCUCCCGAUCCAAACAAACUUUGUUGCUCAUCUAGCGUCUCCCUGCCGCCGCCGCCAACCCGAGGUGUCUGUCUGUGGCACCCGCAUCUGUCAUCCCAACAGUCGCACUCGGUUGCACAAAAGCCCCCAGGCAGGCAUGACUGCCGUUUUGCGCUGUGCAACAUUUUCUCUCGAUUCUGCUACCGGAAUUUCCGCACGGCGAAGCCGCGCUGUUUAAGCACACACAAAUUAAAGUCAGCUCUCAUCCAAUAUCAUCAUCAUUUUUCUCACCGCCUGCUUCCUUCCCAGCCGAGGUGCGAAUACGUGAGAGCCCAGCACGGAACGCAUGAAAAUCUUGAUGCAUGUGUAACGAGCGUUAAAACCGAAAUCGCCCAAGGGCAUCAAUUUCAAUAAAUCUGCAAGCGAACGGCGGCCGGGUUUCCGCACUGAUUAGUGGACCCCGGAGCGUCUUCCAUUCCCAUCGUAAACCCGGUCUGGCGUAGACGCUAAUUCCGAGAGCAACCGACGUAACCGCAGAUCCAGUUUAUCUCAUAAGCCUCCUCAUUUUUACCUUCCAAGCAGUCAACCGGCGGCCAAGCUGUGGCCAACGUGGGGCAGCGACGAGAGCAAAAGCUUGCUCCCAGCCUCAAAUAAAAUAAAUUCGUUUACACAAAUCGCACGUUUAGUCGAACUCUAUGACCACAAAUCAUCUGGGUGAGAAACCUUUCGGUUCACCUUUCUCGCAACUCGCGAAAGCAGCCAAUCUGUGGCAAAUGGAGCUUUUUUCUCCCCUAGGGACACGUACACACAUACACCCAUGCACAAUUUAAUAGUCCAAUCUCUCAUCGUGUGAUGAAAAUAAAAUUAAAGCUGUAGCCUUUCUGAGUGAAAUGACCACAAAACUUGAACAGGUAGUUCCACACUAGAGUCUAGGCAGCAGCGACAGCAGCAGCAGCAAUAGCAUCACAAACGAUGAGAAGAAAAAAAGUGAACGCAAAAAAAAACAGAGUUGUUAAAUUAAGGUUAGUUAGUCCAAUGUGUAGUUUAAUUUCGUUUUUAAGUGGAACCCAUAAAACACAAACAUAAUGCACAGAUGAGCACGAAAAAAAAACCGAGCUGGUUUAGUUUUAAUCUUCCUGGACCAAUUUCAACGCGAAUAGAAGAAAACAAGACGUAAGACACCGACUGCACACACAGGCAGCCCGCUAGAGCCGAUAGCGGAACGUGAGAAUUCGCCUCAUAGAGACAGCAACGAAUCAGAAAGGACAUAAGAAAUAAUAAAAAAGGAGAAAAAAAAACUAACUAGACGAUUAAUAAAAACAAGUGAUCUAUCGGUGUGCGAGAGAGUAGAGCUGAGUCGUAGAAUGUUAUGAAAUAUUUUCUUUUAACAGUAGACAGUGCGCAUAUCAGUAACGAUAUAUGCAUUGAUGGCAUGUUUUAGUGUUAGCAUAAUUCGAAGGUUUCGCAGUAAUACAUCGAUUGUUGAUUGUUGUAAAAAGAGCUAGAGUUUAAGAAGGCAAAAUUUUAAAAUUAUUUACCAUAUCCAAUGGAAUAUAUCUAGA
Messenger RNA from Wyeomyia smithii (pitcher-plant mosquito), 4935 nucleotides. Its product is annotated as knirps-related protein. Bases 1304 to 2713 code for a protein of 469 amino acids. Gene Ontology annotation, biological process: regulation of DNA-templated transcription. Lineage: Eukaryota; Metazoa; Arthropoda; Insecta; Diptera; Culicidae. Gene Ontology annotation, molecular function: zinc ion binding; sequence-specific DNA binding; DNA-binding transcription factor activity. The transcript is spliced from 3 exons. The record is from RefSeq and is a predicted model, not a curated record.